This is a messenger RNA of Trachemys scripta elegans, 3910 nucleotides long. RefSeq names its product TNF alpha induced protein 1 (gene TNFAIP1). Gene Ontology annotation, cellular component: Cul3-RING ubiquitin ligase complex. The coding region runs from base 1796 to 2737 and encodes 313 amino acids. Gene Ontology annotation, molecular function: ubiquitin-protein transferase activity; protein binding. Gene Ontology annotation, biological process: proteasome-mediated ubiquitin-dependent protein catabolic process; negative regulation of Rho protein signal transduction; protein homooligomerization. The transcript is spliced from 7 exons. The record is from RefSeq and is a predicted model, not a curated record. Lineage: Eukaryota; Metazoa; Chordata; Testudines; Emydidae.
CCUAGGAGUACUUUAAUUGUUUAAAAAAAAAAAAUCCAAAUGAAGCCAAUUGAUUUUAAAUCAGUAGAUUUCUCUUCAGCGACUUAACCCUACAAGUGCGAAUGCCGGUAAACAAAAAUAAACCUGACUUAACUGAUUUUUUCCCCCCCAAGAUAAGAAAUACAAAGCACUGAAAUAAUCGAGGAUGGAUUAUAUAGCAGUGAAAGCACAGAUCAGGGUAUCUGAAAUAAGAUAGGAGACCUGGGCUUUAUUCCCAUCCCAUUCCUAUGACAGACUUCUUAAGUGACUUUGAUAAAAGGUCCUAGAGAAAUGAAAGGUAUUAUUUUGUUCAGUGGUCUUGCCGUGUGACAGUACUCACGCAACCAGGUCUUGGUGAUCACAGCCUAGAGUGAUUAAUCGCCUGUAGAUCAACAAUUGAGAUGUGUGAUUGCCUGUGAUUCAUAGUGAUCUCUGGGAUGCUUGGUUAACGUGAUCAGCUAGGAAGCAACUUUGUUGUGUUCAGAGGGAGAAAAGGACUUCUGCUUUGUUUUCUAGGACUGUUCAGCUCAAGGUUAAGAAUGUUGACAGCGGAUAGGAGUGCCAAUUAGAGCCAGUUAUAACCUGACUGACCGGCUUUGGCCUAAAAAAUGCUUUGUGGAAUUUGCUGUGUCCUUGCAAGCUACAGAGUUUGCUUCCUACUCCCUGUGGAUUAAUAGAGCCCGCCUGUAGUGAUUACUCAGAUACAGCAAUCAAAAUGGGAAAUGAUGCUAUCGGAGCAUUCUUCUAUGCCUGUAAAGUCAGGAGUCCUUCAAAUCUGUUACCAUUAAGAUGCCGUCUGUAGCUAUCAAGAGGUUUUUCUAUACCAGAUUGAUGCUUAGCUCUUUCAUGCUGUCUGUAUGGUGGUAAAGAACGAUAUUAUUGGUUAGCAGGUUAUUUGUACAAGGCCACUGAUGCUACAGAGAAGUGAGAUGACAAGGAGGAGCUUGCAAUCCGGAAUGGACAGAUAAGUAGACUAUGGCAUAGUGGGAGGGAAGGAAAAAAGAUUUAAGCACUGGGAGCAAAGUGAAAUUGCUCCUGGGUUCAGCUGAACGCAGUGCAGUCCCCAUGAAAUCUAAAUUCAAAUGUUUCCAGUUAGAGGAUUUUGGAGCUGACAUGUUAGAAUUGGCCUAUCUUUGCUUUUAUUCUUUUGGUUCUAUUUCUUGUUUACCUUGUGUUGGGAUGAGAGAGGCGAGCAGAGGCAAGGGUGGGGCUCAGACUAGAUUAGUGACAGGUUAGCUUAGUUUUUCAUCUGCACUCAUCAGUAAGGGAUGUUCCAGCAAACAGAUCCCAAACAGUUUUCUCCAUAUUAGAACUCCAAUACAGCAUCAGCUACCCUACCUGCAGCAGGAACAACUAUGUCUGUGUAAGGAUGUACCAAGAAAUGGAGUAUGGAUGGAGAAAUGGAAUGGCCCAAACAGUGAUUACUGGGUUUAAUUGUAAUCAUUGAAAACGGAGACUGCCACAGCUGCUGUACAGAUUUCCGAUUAAAAGAGAAGAUCUACAAGCUGUUAUUUCAGCUAGCGGAAGUGCAGGAAACUCUCCUAUUGUGUAGGAUCAGGUCUGAGCAAGACGUGUAAUAUCCUUCUGGGAAGCUGAGGGAGAGCAGAGUUCCUGCCACUGCACGGAUACGUUCAGGCUGCCGUAUUUCCCAGACUUGAGCGACUUAUGACCAUUCCUACCCUGCCCUCCCCAUCCAGCAAUUCGUGACCCCUCCUCAACCACGGCGGAAUCCAUCAAGCCAACCCUCUGCAGAGUCGUCAUCUACUUGCAGAAGGAGAUGUCUGGGGACACGUGCCUGACCACCAUCUGCCGAUCUUCAGGUGCCAAGCCCAAAACCUGCAGCUUCAAAGAGGGUAGCCUGGGCAACAAGUAUGUGCGGCUCAACGUUGGGGGGUCCUUGUACUACACCACAGUGCAGGUGCUGACCAGGCACGACACCAUGCUGAAGGCCAUGUUCAGUGGCAGGAUGGAAGUGCUGACUGACAAGGAAGGGUGGAUCCUCAUAGACCGUUGUGGGAAACACUUUGGUGUGAUUUUAAAUUACCUCCGAGACGACACUAUUGCGCUUCCAAAAAACAGGCAGGAGAUCAAAGAGCUGAUGGCAGAAGCGAAAUAUUACCUAAUUCAGGGCUUAGUAGACAUGUGCCAGGCAGCUCUCCAGGACAAGAAAGACUCGUACGAGCCCGUCUGUAACAUCCCCAUCAUCACGUCUCCAAAGGAAGAAGAGAGGCUCAUCGAAUCCUCCAUGAAACCUGUUGUCAAGUUGCUUUAUAACAGGAGCAACAACAAAUAUUCCUACACCAGUAACUCGGACGAUAACUUACUGAAGAACAUCGAACUGUUCGAUAAACUUUCUCUCCGCUUCAACGGCCGAGUCCUCUUCAUUAAGGAUGUUAUAGGGGAUGAAAUCUGCUGCUGGUCUUUCUACGGACAGGGGCGGAAGCUCGCUGAGGUCUGUUGCACCUCGAUAGUGUACGCCACGGAAAAGAAACAAACCAAGGUUGAGUUCCCCGAAGCGCGUAUCUACGAGGAGACGCUAAACGUUUUACUUUAUGAAACUCCACGUGUACCUGACAACUCCCUGCUGGAGGCGACGAGCCGGAACCGAAGCCAGGCAUCUCACAGCGAGGACGAUGAGGGCUUUGAACUGCGCGACCGAGUGCGCCGCAUCCACGUGAAGAGAUACAGCACUUAUGACGACCGGCAGCUUGGCCACUAGCCUGCUGGCAGAGGACAAACGGUUUGCUUUGUUCAUAGAGCUUAGAAUAUGCAGAGUUAGUCCGGGAAGCAGGGGAUUGAUCCUCAAAUGGUUUCAGUGCUUUCUAGAGAAGCAGCUCGGUGUCUGGGCGUGCAAACCAAAGGCAACACUUAAGGCCAGAGGCUUUUAGAGUCAUUGUGACAUUUACUUGUGUACCAUGCAGUUCUUCAUGUGCCACGGAUGGGCGGGGAUCCCAAGGACCUGUCUGGAGCUCAUUUGUUCUGAUAUAGGUUGCAGUCACCAGGCAUUGUCUGUCUUGUGAGAAGCGAUGUAUUUUUAGAUUUGAGAAUGUUUCUGUUUGAAAACCCAUUGCCAGAGACACCGUAAGAGCUGUGUGCCCUGGAAUUGCUUAGUUUUUAAAUUCUGUUACAAAGGAUGCCCCGUGGGAUUCGAACACUAGCACAUUUAGCAAACGCUACCUCUCGCUGGCCAAGCUACUCUUUCCUUCUGGAGCAAGUAGUUAGAUUCCUAUGACAUGAGAGAGGGCGUUUCCCCUUUUGUGCAAGGAUCACCCCUAGUGCUGUAACUGCUUAGCCUGUCUCACUUUAAACCAAGUUUUUAGGACUCAAACUAACAAAUGGUCCAAAUGGGGGAAAUUUAGAGAGUGUGAUUAUUAAGAAGAAAAAAUCCUAAAGGUGAGGGUGUGGUGAAGCUUACAAGAAAACAGAGCCUGGGUGAAAUCAUAGGCAUAGUGGGACCCCUACCCUCUGGGGCGUUGGGUGGGGCGGGAAUCCUGUGUUAAUAGAUCCUGAGGAAUUGAGGGAAUCUCUCUAGAAUUAGUCACUAGAUCAAGAGGGCCCCUAAGCACUGCUUGGUGUCAUCUUUCCUCAAGCUAGGAAAAAAAUAGGGUGAUUGAGGGGAAAAUAACUAAAGUGUAGACCAAAGAAAGCUUCUUAGCGCAUUCACUCUCGCACAGUUGGAGUUGUCCAUGUUUUUCUGUUCUAAGUCCCCUCUGAGGCCAGGAGGUGGGAGUGGAGGGAUAGUGGCCAUUGCACCUUGUUAUAGAGUGGAGCUCUAUCUCUGCACAGCCCCAGGAGAGGGACUUUUUAUAUUUUAAACCGUUUCUUCAGCUGACAUUUUUUUAUAAUUAUGUUUUUAAAAAAAAUCUUUUGUGAUUCAAAUGGUUUUCUAAAC